UGCGAUUGAUUGUCGCAAUGAAGCAUGACCACGACCUUACAGGAUACCCAUUGUCACGACGUCGCGAAUCAUAUGAAAAAGACCAUGGCUACGUUCUUACAAGCGUCCUCGUCGUCCUCUUCAAUGCACAAGCGACGUAGCGGGAGUGGGGAUAUGGUACAUGAACGCGGUUUUUCAAGUGGCCAUACCGCGAACAGGUUGCCAGAGGUUGAGUUGUCGCCUAGUGGGCCAAGGUUGUCUACCGAGGACGAGAGGAGACAAGCAAGAACCUCUGCUCCGUUCAACGAUUCGGAAGAAAUGCCAGUAGAACCACCGGCAAAACUACCGAAGCAGGAAAGGCGGACAAUGAGGGGCAAGAAUAAAAGAGUCUGUUUCUUUGCCACAUGUUAUGGCCAAUUGGAAUACUGAUGCCAUCUGCUUGGACAUCAUGAUGAUCAGUAAGUUGGGAACCCGAAAUAAUAAGUGGAACAUAAUGUUUCCCCACUUUUCCCCACACUCUUCGUCUUCAAGAAGAAACUCUCUAAUCUGACUCGUCCCUCCUCCUUUCUGCGAGUUAUCUGUCGCGUUCCGCAGUAGCCGCAGGCAAUCCACAAUGUAUGACGGCAGACGCGAUGGUAGGUGGAAUGAGACACUACAUCCUAGACUGGGACAGGCAACUUCAGCAUGCCGCAAACACGAGUUGGGAUUGUGAGGACUUCGCGAAUUUCAUGUAAUUUGCUUUCUCGUUUGAUGAAUUUGAUGCAGUAAUGCGGUUUUGGACAUGAUCGCUUGUAAGCAACUGCAACACGAUCUACAACAUGAAGCCAAAAGAAGUGCUGAAACAACCCGUUGUAAUGUUACAAGUACUAGCUUUUGUCCAAGAAUCCAGCAAUCUAACUUUAAUAACUGUAUACAACAACAACAAUCCCGUAAACAAUAACAAAACAACAUCAAUCUCAAAUCUCCAACUCCAACAAGGUACAACUCCCGCGACCGCAUCCAGCAAGAGCUGUUUCAUACGUAUUCAAAUAUGACCACCGUUCCAGCGCCAGCCGAAAUCACAGAGGGAGAAGACCCCGCGAAGGAUGGCGCAACCUUAACAAACGUGACCGAAGCUCAACUACCCGAAGGCUUUGGAGAAAUGCCUUGGAUCAUGUCACAUGUGAAUCGAGCGGCCUCUCUGGUUAGUGCGAGUGUGCAUGUUAUGACGAGGGUUGAGAUUCAUUUUCUAACUGCACUUGCUAAAAAGGUACAUUUGUAGUUGCACGAGCAGGGGGACGCAGUAACCUAAGCGCUAAUAACUGAAAAAGCACCAAAAACAAGUAACACGUGUUCAAUUAGAAAAACAACAAUAAGAGGAGAGCUAAAAACAAAGCAUCAAAAAGCUUGAUCCGAUCAUUGAUUACAGACUGAAGAUGUUUAAUAUCUCACUUGUCCUCCUAAACCUAAUAUUUCAUCUACAACUUCUUUGUUCCACCUCCUCCAACCCAUGUCAUUCUCCAUCCCAUCCUUCAUCUUUGUGAACUCCGGACUCGGCGUCCUCCGGCAAGAGUGCUUUCGCGAACCUGCGGUCCAUCUCCUGUUUUUCGUCUCUCUGCGGAGGGUCCAUCAGCUGAUGAGUAACCAGCUGAAAUACCUCUGGUACAUGAUGCAGAACACCCCAGAAAUGUACCGUGGUGCGGCGACGCAAUGGCUAAUGGAAAGCUCCCAAGUUUUUAGAGGAGAUUUGGACACCACUGAGUCGAUUUUUGAGGGAUGGAUCCCGCCAAACGUUACGACCGCGUCAGAGGAAGGUGUAGCUGCCAGAGAAGCAGUGGCUUACAACAAAUACGAGAAACCUAAGGUAAUGAUGGUAAACGUGAUUUUGAUGAUUGGUUUUUCUUUUCCAGUUUGUUGUUCAUUUCUAAUUCUACAACUUGAUUUUGAUUGUUCUUUAAAUGCAGCAGUAACUACGAGCAUCAUUCACGAGUCCUCAACUACAUUCUGUCAACAUCAUUCACCAGUCCUCACAAGGAUAAAAACCUUCCUCAAUUUCCAGCAGCACUAGGUCCUCUCCAUCGUCGAACUGCUACGUCGCCAAACUUUCAAAGAGACGGAUUUUGACCGAGAACUAGUAAGAGCCACAAUGCGGGAGAUCUUUGCCAAGAAUGAUCUGAUUGUGGAGCUUGGCGCUGGGACAGGGGAUUUAUCCCGAUGGCUGAACGAGACUGGCUGGGUCCAGGCGCAUGCGUACGAUUACAGCAGCGAUGUGGAGUUGAUCAUUAUGGUUCUUGGACGAUGAAAAUUAUUUUUAAAAUCACAAUAUUACGAUGAAGAAAAUCUGUUGGUAGAAGUAUUCGAGGUAUUUUUCUAUUUCUGGAUCAAUCUGAAUCUGAACCUUUAUCUUAGAACCACCUCACGCCACCAAAGAUUGAAUCUUUCUUGAAAAGAAAAUGUUAUCCUCGAUGAAUCAUUCACUCCUCUCUCUCUCUCUAACGGCCCCUUCGGCAAUGUCCAUCAACUAGGAGAGAAUGUCGCACCAAGCAGGCUGGGAGACGGUGAUAUCGCGUAUGACUGGAUUCUCUGUCUCUCAGAGCAAUGUCCGAUGAUGCUCGAUACGAUCUUUAAGGAAUUUGAGGGAGCGAAGGUACUAAUAUUUCGGCUUGUAGUAGUUUUGCUGUUGGAAUUCAGAUGUUGCAGCCCAAUGUUGUGAUGUGCUCCUGCAUAGUACUUACUAUUGAAUAGUUCCGAGAUGACGCGUCCCUCCAUUUGUAACUUAGCAGCAGCAACCCCUUACUGAUUUCCAAAUAUAACCCACACAACCAUCAACCAGCUUCGCGAAUUCGUGAGUAAGGGAGUGAUUGUGGAGAAAGGCUUGGACGGCUUUAGUGUCGACGCAAGCUCCUUGACGCGAAGUGCCGAGUACUCAGCGGUUUACGAGGGCAGGGGAAACCUUGGCCAAAAAUACGAAGUUUUCGUGCAUAAAUGA
Messenger RNA from Amoebophrya sp. A25, 2947 nucleotides. NCBI's taxonomy places the organism in Eukaryota, Dinophyceae, Syndiniales, Amoebophryaceae. The record is from the annotation of a GenBank genome assembly.